GAAGCGAAAGUUCGCUUCUCUUGAUCGGUUUAAGAAAAAUCGUUUUCGCGCUUCUGAAAUUAGUCAAUCUCCUUUCUAUUAAUAAACACUUAAUCACGCUUUAAUUCAUUUUUAAACUUAUCACAUUAACAAAUCCUUCAUCAAUAUAUAUGAAAAAUGUCAGUGCAAGCACAAGCAAGUACUUCAAAAACCAAACAAAAGUCAUCGAAUAAAAGUGCAACGAAAACAACUCCAGCAGUGGAAAACGAUGAAGUAGCAGGAGCAAUAGCUGCAGCAGUAGAAAACGAAGAAGAGGAAGAAACAGGACCCAGAUUAAUAUCAAAACUAGAAGGUGUCAAUGGAAUUACAAGUGGCGACAUAAAAAAACUGAUGGAAGCUGGUUAUCACACAAUGGAGUCAGUUGCUCAAGCAUUAAAAAAGAAUUUAGCUUUGAUUAAAGGAAUUAGCGAAGCAAAAAUUGAUAAGUUACAAGCAGAAGCAAGCAAAUAUGUUGACAUGAGCUUCAGUACAGCCUCUGAAAUUCAUGCAAAACGUGCAGAUUUGAUCAGUCUCACAAGUGGAUCACGUGAAUUAGAUAAACUUCUUGGUGGUGGCUUUGAAACUGGAUCAAUAACAGAAAUUUUUGGUGAAUUUCGUACUGGCAAAACACAAAUUUGCCACACGUUAGCUGUGACCUGUCAACUUCCAAUAAGCCAAGGUGGAGGCGAAGGAAAAUGCUUGUAUAUCGACACAGAAGGAACUUUUCGUCCAGAACGUUUGUUACCAGUUGCUGAAAAAUUAAAAUUAAAUGGACAGGAAGUGUUGGACAACGUCGCUUAUGCUCGUGCUUUUAACACUGAUCAUCAGAUGCAGUUGUUGAUACAAGCAUCUGCUAUGAUGUCAGAGUCACGAUAUGCUCUUUUAAUUGUCGAUAGUGCUACAGCUUUAUAUCGUACCGACUACUCAGGCCGCAGUGAAUUAUCAUCUCGUCAAAUGCAUCUCGGUCGUUUUCUUCGUCAUUUACUUCGUAUGGCUGAUGAAUUUGGUGUUGCUGUUGUGAUCACAAAUCAGGUCGUUGCUCAAGUUGAAGGUGGAGGUGGAAUGUUUCAACAAGAUCCAAAGAAACCAAUUGGAGGAAAUAUCAUUGCUCAUGCUUCAACAACACGUCUUUACCUUCGCAAAGCUCGUGGUGAGAAUCGUGUUUGCAAAAUUUAUGACUCGCCAUGUUUACCUGAAUCUGAAGCAACUUUCUCUAUCAAUGCUGAUGAAUCCUUUAGUAAUGAAGUCAAAGUAGAAGAGGAUCCUAAUGGAUACAUCACAUAUUGUCCAUGCAUGGGUCGCUUCGGAAACCAAGCCGAUCACUUUAUAGGAGCUCUUGCUUUUGCUCAUGCUUUGGAAAGAACUCUUAUCCUACCUCCAUGGGUUGAGUAUCGGAAAGGCGAAGCUAAAAGCAUCCAAAUUCCUUUCAAAACUUAUUUCAAAGUUGAUUCUCUUCAAGAAUAUACAAAUGUUGUCACUAUGGAAGAUUUCAUGGAACAGCUAGCAGAUAGUAUUUGGCCCGUUAAUGAAAGAAUUUCAUUUUGUUAUAUGGAGAGAUUGAAAUUAGAUGGAACAUCAAGCGGAAGUUGUAAUGCAAAGGAAGGAAAUCCAUUUUUCUCAUUUUGGGAAACUUUCAAAAUUGAUUUUGCUGGUUCAGAGUUCUUCGGACCUAAACUAAACUAUGAUGUAGUUCAUAGAGGAAUGGAUAAACUUUGGAGAGAAGAGUACAGUGCAGCAAAAUGGAAAGUUAUUGCAUUCACUGGCGCACCAGCAGCAUUUCCAGUUCAACAAGAACAUUUACAUCUCCAGAAAUAUCUUCAAUGGUCUGACGAAAUUGAUAUGAAGGCUAAUGAUUUUAUUCGUAAUAUUUUACCAAGAGGAGCGUUUAUUGGACUUCAUCUUCGAAAUGGAAUUGAUUGGAUUCGAGCUUGUGAACAUGUUAAGGAUGCUAAAAAUUUGUUUGCCUCACCUCAAUGCCUCGGAUACAACAACGAGAAAGGCGAGCUAACGAUGGAAAUGUGUUAUCCAUCUCAAGAAUUCAUUAUACGAAAGAUCAAACGACUUGUAAAGAAAGUUAAAGAAGUUCAGAAGAAAAAUGAAAUUAAAUCAAUUUUUGUGGCUUCGGACAACAAUCAUAUGAUUGAAUAUCUGAAUGAUUAUCUUCGACGAAUGAACAUUAAAGCUUUCAAGCUACCAGAAAAUAAUCCUCAUGUUGAUCUCGCAAUCUUAGGUCGAGCUAAUUAUUUUAUAGGAAAUUGUGUUUCAUCAUUUUCUGCUUUUGUGAAACGUGAACGAGACAUUCGAGGUUUUCCUUCUGAAUUUUGGGGAUAUCCAGUGGAAAAAUCACAUCGCAAAAAUCAACAUGAAGAACUUUAAAAAGUAAUUAGUUAAGCAUAAUUUAUGUACAAAUUUCAACUUAAUAUCUUUACCUCAUAAGGUCCUUGUUGGAAGACUGUAUUUAGUUUCUUAUUAUUAAAUUUAGUAUAAGAUUUCAUAUGAAUUACAAAUCGAAUUAA
Molecule: messenger RNA, 2534 nt
Organism: Clunio marinus
Lineage: Eukaryota; Metazoa; Arthropoda; Insecta; Diptera; Chironomidae
Source: the annotation of a GenBank genome assembly